AUGUCUCUUGACAUCUCCGAGCUUUCGUGCCACCUCGCGGGCCAGCUCGUCGCGGCGCACCCCGCCUAUGACGCGCUCUUCGACGGGUUCACACUGGCGGAGGAUCGGGGGAACAAGGCAGCGCGCGAGGAGUGGGCGUGCGGAGUGCUCUUCGCAGCUGCGAAGGCGUCAAAGUGGCUCGGCUUGACAGCACACGCCCGCCCCGCAGGCCUCAUCGAAACUGCGUUCGCGGAACUGGGGCGGCGGUGGCUGCCGAUCCUCGAUGCGUCAGAACUGGGGCGGCGGUGGCUGCCGAUCCUCGAUGCGUCACGCGUGGCCUGGGACCGAGGCAAUGUGUCGGAGCUUCGACGCCGAGUUGCACUGGCAGCAGACGGCGUCGGGCAGCCCGCGCGACCAGGCGGCGAUCGGCGGCCCAAGUUCAACGCGCACGACUGGGAGACGCGCCAGUCGUUCGGUGCAUUCAUGGAGAUGGGCGAGGGCACGAUCUCCGAGGUGGUCGUGCUCACACAGGAGAAGCUCUGGCACCGCAAGCAUACCAAGCUCGCGGACAAGCGCCAGCAGGCCAUCGCCGCGUCCCGCUACGCAUCGCGUGAGGAGGGCUACUGA
This is a messenger RNA of Gloeophyllum trabeum ATCC 11539, 606 nucleotides long. RefSeq lists its product as uncharacterized. Bases 1 to 606 code for a protein of 201 amino acids. NCBI's taxonomy places the organism in Eukaryota, Fungi, Basidiomycota, Agaricomycetes, Gloeophyllales, Gloeophyllaceae. The record is from RefSeq and is a predicted model, not a curated record. The transcript has 2 exons.